AUGCAGUAUGAACUAGACAGUUUUGCACGACAGAAUGCGAUCAGAUUUGAAGAGAAUGGAGGUGUUUACUACAAUAACGCCAAUGAAGUAAAGAAAUUCAAAACGCCAGUCGCAGAACUACAGAAGUACGUGAUGUCUAAGGAUAGACAUUUCUUCAAAACCGAAUUCGAGAAAUUCCCUUAUGGUCUGCUAAAAGACUUCCAAGUGUCCCAGAUAAAGGCAAACAUCACCAAAAACAGAUACAAGGGCAUUUACCCAUAUGAUGCUCACAGAGUAAAAGUUCUUGGUGAGGACACGGACUAUAUCAACGCCAGCUUCAUCGACGGUUACAACAAACGACACGAAUACAUCGCUGCAUUAGGUCCGAUGUCUAAGCAGCUUGGUGACUUCAGAGCUUUCUGGAAAAUGGUUUGGCAACAAAAGGUGGAGAAAAUCGUCAUGGUUACAAAUCUAGUAGAAGAAAGGACGGUCAAAUGCGAGCAAUAUUGGCCUGAUGCAAGUGUAAGUCAAGUAUAUGGUGACAUCCGGGUUGUUUGUCAAAGCGAAAAUCACUAUGCUGAGUUUACGAGACGGACAUUUACGGUCAUGAAGUCCAAUGAAGAGAGAAUUCUGCACCACCUACAUUUCACAGCGUGGCCGGACAAAGACGUUCCAGAAGACGUCACGUCGAUAAUUGAGUUCAGAGAGAAAAUCUUACAUGCUCCAGUAGUCUUAGGAGGACCUACCAUUGUGCACUGCAGUGCAGGCGUCGGUCGGACCGGUACUUACAUUGCUAUAGACACUGUGACAAAGGAGGGAGAGUCAGAAGGGGCAGUAGAUAUAGCAGGAUGUGUGCUCAACAUGCGACAGAACAGGCCCAACAUGGUCCAGACUGCGGGUCAAUACGAGUAUAUUCACCACGCCGUGGUCCACUCUCUAACGUUCGACUGUAAACAUGUGGCCGGUGAAAAGUUCCAGUCAUAUAUGAACAAUGUUUCCAAGGAACAAAUCAGAAACAUAUUUCACACAUUGCAAGAGACAAAAACGCAUGUGUCGUUGGAGGGAAUGGAGGCAGUGGAAAGAAACACAAACUUCACUGACAAAAACAGAAAAGGGCCCGAUAUUCCAGGUGAUGUUCAUCGACCAAGACUUUACCUGAACCACAGACCAGGUGCAUCAGACUAUAUCAAUGCAGUAUUUGUGAACAGCUUUCAGGUCAAGAAUAAAUACAUCCUUGCCCAGUCACCUCUUCCAAACACAGUCGCCGAGUUUUUGUCGUUAGUUGUCCAAACGGAUUGUGCCUGCAUAGUCAAUUUUGAAUCCACAUCGGCAACUAGAAAUGAUGUCGGUGUAUAUGUUCCCCCAGACAACAAAGUGUUAAAAAAGGGGAUCUUCAACGUCCGUUGUUCGAAGGCAGACGCUAAUGCGUACCGUAUCAAACGAACAUUAACAAUUGAUUACCAUGGAAAGGAGCUGUGUCUAACGCACCUGGAAUUCACUGAUUGGAACAAGGAUCAAAACCUUCCAAAUUCGCCGUCUGACUUCCGUCGAUUGAUUACAGAAGUAGAUAUUGUUACAGCCACUGCGAAUGCUGAUAGACCCGUACUUAUACAUUGCCUGGACGGUGCCAGUAAAUGUGCUCUGUUCAGUGUCGUUGCCUCCCUGCUACAAACAAUGGAGGUGGAGCAUGAAGUAAGCAUUGUUAACGCUGUCAGGAAAGUGAGGACAAGACGGAAAGGUGCCAUUCCUAACUCAGAGCAGUUUCAGUUUUGCCAUGACUGUGUCCUGGACUACAUCAAGAGUCCCAACGCCUACUCCAAAUUCAUUGCAGAGAUCUAAAAAUAAUAUCAUGAAAUCAGCUACUGGGUCUAAAAAUAAAAAUUAAGAUAUCGCUAAGAACAGCAAUAUAGUACAUUUCCUUACAUUGUGUAAUUAAAUUGGAUGAAUAUACCCCUUUAUUGCUUUGUUUAAUUUGAAUCGCGAAGCUAAGAGGUUAAUAUUUAUUAACACAAUUGAGCUUUAUGAUGUAUAUGGGCUUUUAAUUUGAGUAUUGACAUUUUUUAACCGUGAUAAAAAAUCUAUGCUUUUCGGUUCCAAGGCAGAAACGUCACUUUACAAAAUUAGUUUAACAAUUUAUGUCGUGUUGAAAAUUUCUUUUUGUGCUAUAUAGGCCAAUCCUUAUUUGCCUUUAACUAAAAGUUUUAAGGAUAUUAAAAAGACAUUUUAUGUCCUUACAAUGAUUUCUUGAGGUUAAUUAUGAGUAUACGUAAACAUUGGUUACGCAUGCGAACUCCACGAUAUGCAAGAAAAUUCGCCUGUUGUAUGAUGUUAGACUUAAAGGUUAUUACAUAGUUUACCUUGGAUCGAUUAUGCAUAGCCUAGUUAAACAACAAUUUUGUAGUACAUGCACACACGAAUUCUAGAAAUUAAACAGAUUUUUUAGAUCGGAGCAGGAAGGUUUUGAUGUUCAAUGCUAUGUUAUGUACUUUAUUUGCACCUGUCCUAAUCCUACAACACGUUGGUGUGUGCUAUUUGGAUGCAGUAGAAUGACCACUUGUCAAAGAUUGUAGAUGUUCUUAUUUAAUGUUUGUAUUUAAUGUCUUAUGUAUAACAUAAAUUGAACACAUAUUUCUUCCAUAAUAUAUUUUAGUUGCGUUUUUUCUAUAUUAAAUGAUGUGAAAAAAUAAUGACAGAAUAUUGCAUGUGAUAAAUUACUAAAGCAUAUUUGUUUUAAUCCAUACCUACUAUAAUUUUAUAAUAAAAAUAAUAGUUGUAUAUGUAGUAUAUUAAUUGUGUUUGAUUCAACAUUUGAUAAAUGCAUGCUGUAUGCUUAAACGUUGAUAAAGGCAAUCAACCAAAGACAAAGGUGCAGUAUUUUCAUCACACGAUAUUGAGUUAGCUUCGUAAAUAAGCAUGUAAAUGUUUCAUAUUUAUUUCGAUUAUUAAUCAUUGUGUAUCAACCAUUAUGUUUCGAGUUUUCUGCUGUACUUCUUUUGCGAAUUUAUAAUGUAUUCAAACAUCGCUUGCUUGCCGUCUGUCACGUGAUCAUAAUGGACAUGUGCAAACUUUAAUAUAGGUAAGAAUCACAAUCACACAUGUAAAGAUUAUCACAAGUACUGAAUGUAAACAUGUAUUUUAUUUACAAACUGGAAUUAUUAUUAUAUUAUUUGCUUUAAUCAUAUUUGUUUUACUUAUAUUGCAUGUAUUAAAACUUCUAUUUUUCGUAAUAAAUUCAAUCUUUGUAAAUUAAAGUUUUUACUUUAUAACAAUGUUUUGAAUAUUGUUUUUAACACACACACACACUAUCAAUAUGUAGUUAAUAAGAGAAUAAUAAUUUAACAGUUCCGUAAUACAAGUAAUUUUUUAAGUAUAACAACCAUAUGUUUAAUAAAAUGAACUUGGUCUUCGUGGUGUAGUACACGACAAGAACUCUUAUUAAACGUGCACAGAUAGAGCAAGACGCAUUGUUUCACGUGCAAUACCAAGUUUCCGAAAUGCUGAUUUCGUUGACUUCAUACGGACGGACGGACGAUCAGACAGACAGACAGACAAACAAGACGGACAGACAGACGGACAGACGGACGGACGGACAGACAGACAGACGGACGGACUAGUAUAAUAUUAUUUGCUUUUAUCAUAAUAUUUAUUUUUCUUAUAUUGCAUGUAUUACAACUUAUAUUUUUCGUCAUAAUUUCAAUCUUUGUAAAUAAAAGGUUUUACUCUA
Molecule: messenger RNA, 3703 nt
Organism: Dreissena polymorpha
Lineage: Eukaryota; Metazoa; Mollusca; Bivalvia; Myida; Dreissenidae
Product: receptor-type tyrosine-protein phosphatase kappa-like
Exons: 17
Coding region: 1-1818 (605 amino acids)
Biological process (GO): protein dephosphorylation
Molecular function (GO): protein tyrosine phosphatase activity
Source: RefSeq, a predicted model, not a curated record